This is a messenger RNA of Cryptomeria japonica (Japanese cedar), 1125 nucleotides long. RefSeq lists its product as uncharacterized. The record is from RefSeq and is a predicted model, not a curated record. Gene Ontology annotation, molecular function: S-(hydroxymethyl)glutathione dehydrogenase [NAD(P)+] activity; zinc ion binding. NCBI's taxonomy places the organism in Eukaryota, Viridiplantae, Streptophyta, Pinopsida, Cupressales, Cupressaceae. The coding region runs from base 1 to 1125 and encodes 374 amino acids. Gene Ontology annotation, cellular component: cytosol. Gene Ontology annotation, biological process: formaldehyde catabolic process. The transcript has a single exon.
AUGGCUUCACCAAUUACAUGCAAAGCGGCUGUUGCUUGGGGCCCAGCGAAGCCUCUAACAAUAGAGACGGUGAUAGUUGAGCCACCUAAAAAGGGUGAAGUUCGAAUCAAGAUUCUCUUUACCAGCGUAUGUCAUACUGAUCAAUACACUUUGAGCGGAUCCGAUCCAGAAGCCAAAUUUCCGUGUAUUCUAGGCCAUGAAGGUUCAGGAAUCGUAGAGAGUGUCGGCGAAGGCGUAACAUCUGUAGCUAUUGGCGACCCCGUCGUGCCUCUAUACGUUCCCCAAUGUUACGAGUGUAAGUUUUGCAAGCACCCUAAGACAAACUUGUGCGCUAAGAUUCGCGAGACGCAGGGUCAAGGCCUCAUGCCAGAUGGAACAACUAGGUUCUCAUGCAAUGGAAAACCUGUAUUCCAUUACAUGGGUACAUCAACUUUCAGCGAAUAUACAGUGGUGCCCGAGAUUUCUGUCUCAAAGGUGGAUAAGGAUGCUCCUCUGGACCGUGUUUGCUUACUCGGUUGCGGCCUCUCAACUGGUUACGGAGCCGCAUUAAAUACGGCCGAUGUCCAAACCGGCGAAACAGUUGCUAUCUUUGGUCUUGGCGCUGUCGGACUAGCUGUUGCGGCUGGUUGCAAGGAGCGCGGAGCCUCUCGUAUAAUAGGCGUCGACACAAACAAUAGUAAAGAGGGCAAGGCCAAAGAAUUUGGUGUGACUGAGUUUGUCAAUCCCAGCGAUUCCGAUGAGUCUAUCCAAUCAAGACUUGUUAAAAUGACUGAUGGAGGACUAGAUCAUACAUUUGAAUGCAUCGGCAACGUCAAAGUAAUGCGUGCCGCGCUCGAAGCAUGUCACAAAGGCUGGGGUCAGUCCGUAAUCAUUGGAGUGGCUGGCGCCGGCCAAGAGAUCAGCACACGCCCCUUUCAACUGGUAACUGGUCGCGUUUGGAAAGGUUGUGCCUUUGGCGGUUGGAAGAGUCGCGACAGCUUGCCCAAACUUGUAGCAGCUUACAAGAGCGACAAGUUGUGUAUAGAUAAGUUCAUCACUCAUCGUCGCGAUGGAAUUGAGACACUGAACGAGGUGUUUGAUUUGCUUCUUUCUGGCAACUCAUUGAGAUGUAUUAUCAAGUAUUGA